AUGAACGGUGAAUACUCCGAUAAUCGGACUGUGGAAAUCGCCGGGGAUGAAACUUCGUCCAAACUUUCAGUUCUUAGCCAAAAGAUCGAUGGACUUGAACGGGAAAGUGAGAAGAUAAUAUCCGAGAACAAGAAGUAUAAGGAGAAGAUUGAGGAAUUGACAGCCUCUGUUAAAGAUUCGGAUGCAGAGAAUGUGGAGUUGAAAAAACAGGUUGAAAGUGCUGAAUCUGAAAACAGGACUCUUGGGGCGGUGGCCUCUCGAGCUGCGGAGCUGGAAGCUGAGGUGGCCCGCCUGCAGCACGACUUGGUAACUGCGAUGAGUGAUUUGCAAGAAUCAAAUGUUGAGUUAUCAGAGGUGAAAAGGGAUUUGGAGGAGUUGAAAGGAAAGGAGAAGGAGAAGGAUGUUAAGCUGGCAGCAAUUGAGAAGGAGAGAGAUUUCUUAGUGGUGAAAAUCAGCGAACUGGAGGAGAAUAAGAGUGAUUUUAGGAACGAAAUGGCGGGGAAGGAAAAGGAGAUUCAAGGUUUGAAGGAGAGAGUUGAGGAAUUGGAGGCUGUGGUGGGAAAGAAUGUGGGAUUGGAGAAGUUGAAAAAUGAAUUGGAAAAGAAGGUUGUGCAAGUGGAGGGGAAAAUUGGGGUGUUGGAGAGUAAAUUGGAUGAGGAAGUGAUGGUGAAGGAAAGGUUGAUUAUGGAAGGUGUUAAUGGUGGUCUUAAUAGGGAGAUUGUGGCCGACGGUGAAAAGAAGGGCUUGAUUGGUGGUCUAAAGGAAAGGGAUUGGCCGGUAAUGGUGGGAUCUGCUGUUGCACUAAGCAGUGAUUCGGAUGCACAUGAGUUAGAGUCUGAUCAUAUGAUGGAUACUCUGUUUCAAAUUAGUGGAGAAUUGUGCGUAUCCAACGUGGAUGAUUAA
This is a messenger RNA of Fraxinus pennsylvanica, 903 nucleotides long. Lineage: Eukaryota; Viridiplantae; Streptophyta; Magnoliopsida; Lamiales; Oleaceae. The record is from the annotation of a GenBank genome assembly.